AUGACUGGUAUUCUGGAUAUCACUGGUAAUCGGAAACCUAUCACGAAGCCUAGCUACUAUGGCCCCGCCUUGCACAGAUUGAUCAAGCUACGCUUUAGAGCUGAGAUCGAGCUGUUACUUGGUAGCAAGACCAAUAAAAACAACCAGGCAGGCUUGAGUCUCAUAGCUCUGGAGCUGGGUAAUAAGCUUAAAGAAGUUGGUGUGAGUAGCCACUUCAACAAAGAUCCAGAAGAAGAGGCGGCUUAUGCAGAAUGGUCCAUCACCACUGAGCCGAGUGUCCCCGCACAAGAGGACCAAAGUUUAUAUGGUCUUGAGUUAGUCUCUCCCAUUCUGAUCUUUCAGGAACAUUCCACGUGGCAUGAACAGAUGGACGCAGUGUUGUCGGUACUGGAACGCAAUUUCAAGAUCGAACCCACGGAUGAAUGCAGCACCCACAUUCAUGUUUCCCCUUUCAACGGUCCCUGGACUUUGGACCAAGUCAAGAAAGUCGCAAAGGCAGUUCUGUAUUUUGAGCAGUCCGUUGACUCCCUCAUGCCGGAAGAACGCCGCCUGACGCCAAAUAUUCCAUCGGUAGCUUUGAACAUGUGCGCCUACAAGAUGAGCAAACGCGACAAGGAUGGCAACGACAUGUACACCUUUGACUACCCUUUCCGCUGGAACUUCACCCCUCUUUUGGAAGACGAUAUUGGAACAGUGGAAUUUCUUCAACCGCCCCAAUCUCUCAGCGCAAAGGACACUAAACGCUGGGUUACUCUCGCAGCUAGCUUUGUCCAAGCAGCUCUCUUGGGCACAGACGAUUUGGAUCCCAAUCAUGUUCCUGGACCUCUAUGCCAUCUAAAGAGGUUCUUACAACGGGGUGCUAAUGCUGCAGACAUUCCCGACAUGAGCAUCUUGGCCGAACUCUUCAAUGGCAAGACUUUGCUGAACACAACCACAUUGGUUGUUCGGGAGCUGCCUCCUCACCUCCUAGCCAUGUUCGACGAAAAGGGCAAGAAGAAGAUUAUGCAGAAGAAGCUCAAGGCUUGCGAUGAAGCCGAGGACAAAUGA
Molecule: messenger RNA, 1047 nt
Organism: Pyrenophora tritici-repentis Pt-1C-BFP
Lineage: Eukaryota; Fungi; Ascomycota; Dothideomycetes; Pleosporales; Pleosporaceae
Source: RefSeq, a predicted model, not a curated record